Messenger RNA from Camelina sativa (false flax), 1361 nucleotides. The record is from RefSeq and is a predicted model, not a curated record. Lineage: Eukaryota; Viridiplantae; Streptophyta; Magnoliopsida; Brassicales; Brassicaceae.
CGCGUUUUAUUUCACGAAUCGCGGAUUCUCUCCUCUUUCGUAUACAGAAACCCUAGUCGUCGUCGUCGUCGUCGUCGUCGUCGUGUCGGAACCCCAGAUUUUUUUCACAAACUGAAUUUAGUGAAGAUGGAAUCUAAUGGAAUAGUUUCAUCGACGACGGUGAACUUGGAGAAGUUUCUCUGCGAGCGAUUGGUUGACCAGUCACAGUCGAUCUCGGAGCGGUUUAGAGCUCUCUUCUCUCUUCGCAACUUGAAAGGACCAGGACCUCGCAACGCCCUAAUCCUCGCAUCUAGGGACUCAUCUAAUCUGUUAGCACAUGAAGCUGCUUUUGCAUUGGGUCAGAUGCAAGAUGCUGAAGCAAUUCCUGCUCUUGAGUCGGUUCUUAAUGAUAUGUCUUUGCAUCCGAUAGUACGACAUGAGGCAGCGGAAGCUCUUGGAGCCAUUGGUUUAGCAGGUAAUGUUGACAUUUUAAAGAAAAGCUUGAGUUCGGAUCCAGCUCAGGAGGUUCGAGAAACAUGUGAAUUAGCUCUCAAAAGGAUUGAAGAGUUGGGCAAUGUUGAUGCCGAGAACCAGUCAACCACUACAGAGAAAUCACCUUUCAUGUCUGUUGACCCUGCAGGCCCAGCUGCUUCUUUCUCUUCUGUCCACCAACUGAGGCAAAUUCUUCUGGAUGAAACGAAAUGCAUGUAUGAGAGAUAUGCUGCACUUUUUGCCCUACGGAAUCAUGGUGGAGAGGAAGCGGUUUCUGCCAUAGUUGAUUCUUUGAGUGCUAACAGUGCCCUUCUACGUCACGAGGUUGCAUAUGUCUUGGGCCAAUUGCAAAAUAAAACUGCUUUAGCUACUCUAAGCAAAGUACUGAGAGAUGUGAACGAGCACCCAAUGGUUAGACACGAGGCUGCAGAAGCGCUUGGUUCUAUUGCAGAUGAGCAGAGCAUUGCAUUGCUACAAGAAUUCUCAAGGGACCCUGAGCCUAUCGUUGCACAAAGUUGUGAAGUUGCAUUGAGUAUCUUGGAAUUUGAAAAUUCCGGAAAAUCAUUUGAGUUCUUUUUCACGCAAGACCCCCUUGUUCACUAAGGAUGCUCAAGGAUCUUCAACAAUUCUUCAAAACAUUUACCAACAAACAAAAGAACACAAACUUUAGCAGAAAGUUGACAUUUUUCUACAGAGAUAGAAGCUACUUUAACAACUCAUAUUGCACGAUUAUUAAUUUAUUAUAGUUAUCUUCGUUGUGUAAGGUUAAGAUACAUUGUCUGAUGGGUAUGGAAGCUUUCCAUUGUUUAAGUUGAGAAAAGGGCAUGUGAUAUUGUAGACCAAAUCCAAAUAAUUUUUUUUUUAAGCAACAUUGGUCAAAGUUUGAGCUA